This is a messenger RNA of Colletotrichum chrysophilum, 417 nucleotides long. RefSeq lists its product as uncharacterized. Bases 1 to 417 code for a protein of 138 amino acids. NCBI's taxonomy places the organism in Eukaryota, Fungi, Ascomycota, Sordariomycetes, Glomerellales, Glomerellaceae. The record is from RefSeq and is a predicted model, not a curated record. The transcript has 2 exons.
AUGAGCUCAAUCAAGAACGUAGCAGUUGUUGGGGCCAGCGGAAGCAUCGGAAGCUAUGCCGUUCCCGCCCUUCUGGCUGCCAAUUUUGUAGUGACUAUCGUCACGCACUCUAGCAAGGGAAAGCGUUUCCCACCGCAGGUGAAAGUUGCCGUCACCGAUUUCAGUCCGCAGUCACUGCAGCAAGCCUUAUCAGGACAGGAUGCCGUGCUCUGCGUUCUCGGUCACGCUGUUUUGGACAGGCAGGCCAAUGUCAUACAUGCCGCCGAGAAGGCUGGCGUCAAAAGCUUUAUCCCUAGCGACUUUGGUAUUCCGAAAGGCCCCAAUGACGUUCCUGAGUACCGCGCCAUUCUGGGGAAGAAGGCGCAGGCUCUGGACCUGCUGAAGGAGAAGGCAGAGAAGAAUGGCAACUUCACCUAG